CGGCUCCAGAGGUGGCACCGCGCCACGGGCCGCCGAGCAAAAGCAGAUCGGACGAGCGAGGAAGCCGCGGGCUGGACAACCCCCGGCGAGGUGAUGGUAAACGCAGAGCUCGGCGAAACGGAGCGCUGCCCCGGUCAAGGCGGGCAGGGCUGCAGCUGAUUUGUGCUGGCAAAGCACCAGCCGGCUUUUCCCCAGCUGGAGCAUUGAGCUAAAAGCUGCUCAGUGGUGUGCAGCUUAAUCAUUGCACCAAGCUGUGUGGGGCUGAGAUGGGGCAAAAGAGGCUGCUGCUGGCUUGCAGGGGACCAAGUGUCUGCGUUCCAGCUUCGGAAGAGUUUCCGAGCCAGCAAGUGAGGGUGCAGAAACACCUGCCUUUCCCAAGAGCAUCGUCUCCUCCCCACGUAGACAAGGAGAGACUGGAGCCACCAAACAUCCCGCAGCCUCGUCCUUUCCAAAAAGCGGUGAUAUCCCUGCACGAAGCUCACCCAAGGACGUUUUUAAACCUCGGAUGCUGCUCAGAGAGGCAAAGUGAAUAUUUAUCUGAACUGAGGGUGAUGCCCUGCCACAGCUGGUGCACAGGACCUGUCCCCAGCCCCAGCACUGAUCCGCAGCCCAGAUGUGUUUUUAAUGAGCGGGAUGAAAACGGGGAGCUGCGCGGCCGUCUGCUUGCCUUGUGAACUUUGGGUCCAGUAUGAGACAAACAUUUCCUUGGACAAGCUGCUCCAGAGACAAUUCGAGGCUUGGAGGAGAAAAAGAAGAAUUAGGGGAAAAAUGUGACCCUGUGCAGCUCCUGGGAGGCCCCAGGGCAGCAUCCCAGCCCCGAGAGGAUUCGGGAAGAGCAGGGGCCAGGAGCACAGAAACAAGCCCUGCCUGCCAGCGCCGUUUCCUAAUCCCGCAGACCGACAAUGUGAUGGCUAAACCAGUGCUGAGCAGACAGCAUCCAAGCUGACCUUUGAGGAGACAAGCAACAACAACAAAAAAAGAGAAAACACAAGAGGUUUGCUGUGCAAACACGGGAGAAAAAUAGUCAUUUUUAACAAGGGACCACACCCUUAAAAUAAGACUUAUUAGUAAUGCAUUCCCAGGACAUUUCUGCAUGAUGGCACGCUACAAAAAUCCUCUUUGAACAGGGACCAAAGGCUUUAUUGUGGCAUGAGCAAGGCUUACAUUUCCCGGGAAAAAUCCUGUCCCUCUCUUGCAUCAUACAGUGGGGGACAGGCAGGACAUUUCCAGACAAGGAGGCAACCAGCCGGGAAGGAGGACAAACAGGGAGCGCGUUCCUGGCUCGCUAUUUAGUCGCCUCAGUGCAGGAGAGCUCCAGCAAGCAGAGGAGGCUCAGCAGCACCUGGCCCACGCAGAGCAGGUUCCCAGUGGUCCCCAGGAGCCCCCCUCUUGUAACCGCUUCUCAUCGCCAAGCUAUUACCAGUCAUCCCCCAGAUCUUUUGCUUCGCCUCGCUCCCCUUUUGCUGGCUGGAGAAGCAAUGUGCCCCCGUUCCCCAGCCCCAGCCUCGGGGUGCUUUUUAAGCCCCUGUGAGCUCCGUACCCAUCCCAGGGCUUUGUGUCGCUCCCACGGCAUUACGCUGAAAUAAAUGCAAAAAUAACCAGAUGGGAACUGAGAAAGUGGAGAGAAAGGAGUUGAUUUGUUGAAGUGGCAAAACGACCUAAGUUCUUCUCUGGGUUUAAUCCCCUCCUUAUGGCAUUUUCAGCCCAGGCACAUAGCUGUGCUCAUCACUGGGGCUCACAGGGAGCCGGCUGGUCCCGGAGCAUCACCGGGGUGUGUGUGUGUGCUGCGAGCCUCUCCGUUGUCUGAGCAACAGGACGUUCAUCACCAACCCCAGUGAUAAUUAACUCAUUUUCCUGUAUUUAUAGCAAACCGAUGCGGCGAGCGUUGGCACUUCUCCCUGACGGGGCCACGCUUGGCCACCACACCAGAGGCAACAACCUGAACGCUGGCCAUUUCUUGCAAUCCAGCAGCUCCGUCCUCGUCCCCGCUGCCUGCUCAUUAACGCCCAAAGCGGGCAGCUCGUUAAGCCCGCGAGGGCAGGGGUGCCCACCUCCGCUUGCCCUGCUCCGGGUUUGCUGCACGUUGCCGGCGCAGGGAAUGUUUGCGUCGGUGUUGCCUUCUCCAGAUGCCAGCGCCUGCAUACGCCUGUGCUAAAAAGAGCGUAGCUGCUGGCGAGGGAAGGUUUUGCUGCUUCGGCGGGGCUCGCUGCAGGGCAGUGCCGCACGGAUGUGCUGAUGCUCGGUGCUGGAGCAGCCUGACGUGCAGCCACGGCCACCGGAGAGGCAAGGGGCAUUUCUCUUCGCUUCGGGGCAUGUGUGUGCCAGUUUCCAGCUGCUCCCCUUGAAGACACACCGCAUUCCUCACCCCCUACCAGGGGGUCGCUUGGCCACCAGCGUUUUGGCAGGGCAUGAGCCAGCCCCGCGCGCCUCCCCACCACCUCCCCACAGACGGGGACAUCAACUCCUCGGCCGCUCACUGUCCCCAGCACUGGGUCGAGCCCCGGUUCACGCAGGCGGCAAGGGUGCGCGUGGCCAUCACGGCCGUCGUCUUCUUGCUGGCGGCGUGCAGCAACGCAGUGGUGCUGGGCAGCCUGCUGAGGAAGAGGAGGAAAUCCCACGUGCGGCCGCUCAUCCUCAGCCUGGCGCUGGCCGACCUGCUGGUGACGGUGGCGGUGAUGCCCCUGGAUGCUGUGUGGAACGUGACGGUGCAGUGGUAUGGCGGCGAGCUCUCCUGCAAGCUCCUCAACUUCCUCAAGCUCUUUGCCAUGUACGCAGCCGCCCUGGUGCUGGUGGUGAUCAGCCUGGACCGGCACGCCGCCGUCCUCCGACCCUUCGCCCGUGCCCGACGCCGCAACGGGUUGCUGCUGCGUGCUGCCUGGGCGGGCAGCGUGCUCCUGGCUGCUCCGCAGCUUUUCCUCUUCCACCUGCACACGGUCCCAGGAGGGAACUUCACCCAGUGCGUUACCCACGGCAGCUUCCGAGCACACUGGGAGGAAACCCUCUACAACAUGUUCACCUUCACCACCCUCUACAUCACCCCCCUGAGCAUCAUGAUCGUUUGCUACACCCGAAUCAUCUGGGAGAUCAGUAAGCAGCUCAAGGUCAACAAAGGUCUGGUAAGAAAUCAGAACGACCCCAUCUCCAAGGCGCGCAUGAAGACCCUCAAGAUGACGGUCGUGAUCGUCGCCACCUUCGUCAUCUGCUGGACCCCGUACUACCUGCUGGGCUUGUGGUACUGGUUCCAGCCAGCCAUGAUCCACAGGACGCCCGAGUACAUCAACCACAGCUUCUUUCUCUUCGGCUUGCUGCACACGUGCACCGACCCGGUCAUUUACGGGCUGUACACCCCCUCGUUUCGGGAGGACGUGCAGCUGUGUCUCAGGGGCAUCGAAACAGCAAUCACCAGGCACGAGAGACAUAAACCUGCCUCAGCCUUGGAGAAAACCGUCAAGGAUGGGGCUGGAAAUGGUAGGGGGGCAUCAGGGGGCUCCAACGGGACAACUGUCAACACGGUGUGCUGAGGAGACCCACAAAAAGGGGAUGGGAAGCACUGCCUUGGGGGCUGCUUUGUCCCGCAGGGGCCUUUUGGAGAUGGCCACAAGGUGGGUGCGGGUCUCCGGCCAGGAACAGGACAUGGGGGGCAUGGGCAGGAGGGCCACAAAGAGCCGCAGUUGGGUGGUGUGGGGUGGGGUUUCUUCUCCCUUAUGGAGACAGCCAGAAGGGAAAACAGUCCUGGCUGUCUUGUUCUGGUGCACAGGGUUGGUAUGGACACAUCCUUUUGUAGCGGCUCUCUGGGACAUGAGGUUGACCAGGAGGAAUAUUUGGGUAAUCAGAGGGUGAGAAGAAGACCUGAGGUCCCCAGGCACCCUGAGUGUCCCUGUCCCCAGCCCCUCUCUGGGCUGUGAGCCUGGCAGGUCUCAGACCCCGCACUGGGCUGCCACGAGCAGCUCGUGUGGGCUGAUGGAGCAAAACCCACUCUUUCUCCUCUUUUUUUUUUUUUUUUUUUUUUUCCCUUUCCCAUUAGUACACAUUUGGUUUGCCCCAGCACCAGCAUCCCACCUCUGCCCCCAAGCAGAGACCCUGCAGGUGCUGCCCAUGUGCAUCCCCAUGAGGAAUGUGAUGGGAAACAGCAGUGGGUGGGGGGCCCAUCAGCACCCAUGGGUGCCAGCUGGGUGCAGAUGGCUUCAGCUGCAUGGCAAGGAGAAGGGAGGCUGCUGGUGGGGCUGGGGUGAAAGAAGGAGCUGUGCUGCGGUGAGUAAAGUGGGUUUUAUUUUAUUUCUGCUUUCCACUGGUGUGCCAGAAGUUGCUUGUGGAGGUGGAGGCUUCUUCUCUGGGUGUAGGCUGACAAGUUGGGUUAAUUCAGCUGCCUUGUUCCCUUCUGUGCAGUUAGAGAUAAUGGAUCGUUUCUUUGUUCAUUAUAUACUGAUCGGUGUUAAAUGCAUUUUUUGCUUUUGAAGACAAACUUAGUUUGAGCCAGGUGGAUUUGGGGUUUUUGUGGAAAUCCUCGGACGGUUGGGGAGCUCUGGACUUGGCAGGAGGCAAUUUCCUGGGUAUUUUUGUGGCCACUGUGGUUUUCAGUGAGCAUCUGGACUUUAUCAGGAUGAGCGAGCUUUGUUGUAAUAACAAUUCUUGACUUGCUGUGGUUGUGACAAAGUGUGGUUGCUCACAGAGCUGGUGGGAUUUCAGUCAGAGAGGUGCAAGUGGUGCUUGCUGGGUGGCAAAGGUAUGGGAAGCCAAAGUGCUCCGGGUGACACCAGGCUGGGGACGGGUGCUGGGUGCUCGUCUUCCCCCAUGCUAAACAUCAUUUAUGCUAAACAUGCUGCCCAAGGAGGGGAAAAAAAAUCAAUUAGAGCUGCAGGAGCCCAGGCUGGCUGGUGGGGAUUAACGUGAGCCCUUUAGAAAGCAU
Messenger RNA from Cygnus olor (mute swan), 4906 nucleotides. RefSeq names its product gonadotropin-releasing hormone II receptor-like. Gene Ontology annotation, biological process: G protein-coupled receptor signaling pathway. Gene Ontology annotation, cellular component: membrane. The record is from RefSeq and is a predicted model, not a curated record. The transcript is spliced from 10 exons. Bases 2409 to 3521 code for a protein of 370 amino acids. Gene Ontology annotation, molecular function: gonadotropin-releasing hormone receptor activity; peptide binding. Lineage: Eukaryota; Metazoa; Chordata; Aves; Anseriformes; Anatidae.